AAGAGGAGGAAGUAAGAAAUAGCAAUCAGCUCUUUGGUCUCGGCGGCAGAAGCAAGAUGACGAAGGGAACAUCAACGUUUGGAAAGCGUGGGAGUAAGACCCACACGCUGUGCCGCUGCUGUGGCUCUAAGGCCUACCACCUUCAGAAGUCGACCUGUGGCAAGUAUGGCUACCCUGCCAAGAGAAAGAGAAAGUAUAACUGGAGUGCUAAAGCUAAAAGACGAAAUACCACCGGGACUGGUCAGAUGAGGCACCUAAAAAUCGUAUACCACAGAUUCAGGCAUGGAUUCCGUGAAGGAACAACACCUAAACCCAAGCGAGCGGCUGUUGCAGCAUCCAGUUCAUCCUAAGGAUUUCAACGAUUAGUCGCGUAAUAAAUGUUCCGGCUUUUAAAAAUAAAACAAAAAAGAAAUAGCAAUCAGAAAACUUCCUCUUAAAGUGACCUAGUCUGGAGGAGGCAAGGACAGGACAUUAAGUUAGUCAAAUGGCCCAAGGCACUAUGCCAUCAUCUCUUCCUUUCCAUCUCUUUUCUGGAUGACUGCGGCAGUUUCUCCAGGGGUUUCCCUGCUCCUAACCUGGACUUUCUGCCCCACCGCAAUCCACUCUCCACAGAACAGAGCAAUCAGCUCCUGCCAUCUCCUUCCUUGCUUUUGGAACAGCAUUCAAACUUCCUAAGCUGGCC
Dama dama (fallow deer) is the source of this 682-nucleotide messenger RNA. Its product is annotated as large ribosomal subunit protein eL37-like. Bases 57 to 350 code for a protein of 97 amino acids. Lineage: Eukaryota; Metazoa; Chordata; Mammalia; Artiodactyla; Cervidae. Gene Ontology annotation, molecular function: structural constituent of ribosome; RNA binding. Gene Ontology annotation, biological process: translation. Gene Ontology annotation, cellular component: cytosolic large ribosomal subunit; ribosome. The transcript has a single exon. The record is from RefSeq and is a predicted model, not a curated record.